Molecule: messenger RNA, 921 nt
Organism: Chenopodium quinoa (quinoa)
Lineage: Eukaryota; Viridiplantae; Streptophyta; Magnoliopsida; Caryophyllales; Amaranthaceae
Product: serine/threonine-protein phosphatase 7 long form homolog
Exons: 2
Coding region: 1-921 (306 amino acids)
Biological process (GO): meristem maintenance; meristem development
Source: RefSeq, a predicted model, not a curated record
AUGGAGCCGGUGAUUCGUCCAGGCCCAGUUGAUCCAUCUGUUCUACGCUUGCAGACUUCCCAUAGGAGCCACGAUGUUUGGAGUGGCGUAGCUGAUAGAGUUCUCUCAGUUAGGGAGCAUAUGGUCAGCGUGGGACGUGAGUGGAGGGUAGAUGGCGGAGUACUAGAGUACGUGAGGCUUGCUGGGUUUUACGGUGUACAUAGGAUUUUGGGAGGAGGGUUUUUGCUUGAUCGAUCUCUUCUUACGGCGUUGGUUGAGAGGUGGAGGCAGGAGACACAUACUUUCCACCUAGUGGUAGGUGAGGCCACCAUUACUUUACAGGAUGUCUCCGUCCUGUUAGGUCUGAGAGUGCACGGCCCUCCUGUCAUUGGACCUCCAUUUGAGGGAUGGCAUGACCUAGUUGAGGAGUUGCUGGGAGUUCGACCUGGCCAUGAUGAUAACGGUAAGCCGUUUCUGGAGGGAUCUACUUUGAAGUUGACGUGGCUCAGACGUCACUUCUCACAGAUGCCAGAGGGAGCUGAUGACUUGACAGUUCAGCGCCAUAGCCGUGCUUACAUUCUCACUCUCAUGGGAUCUAUUCUGUUCGCCGACAAGAGUGGCGAUGCUGUGUCACUCUACUACUUGCCGUUCCUUCGAGACUGGGAGACAGCUUCGACCUACAGCUGGGGGAGUGCGACUCUUGGUUUUUUGUAUCGGCAGCUAUGUCGAGGAUGUCAGCGAGAUUCAAGACAGAUUGGAGGCCCGCUCAUCCUACUACAGUUGUGGUCGUGGGAGCAUAUUACUAUUGGCCGACCAUACAUUAGGAGGCCUCGAGAUCCGCCACAGGAGGACCCUGAGGCUGAGGAUGAGGAUGACAUUUUGGGGACUCAGCAUCAGCGAGGUGUUGACCCUUUGGCGUGCAGGUACAAUAAUUAUUAUUAA